Messenger RNA from Spirodela intermedia, 5184 nucleotides. Lineage: Eukaryota; Viridiplantae; Streptophyta; Magnoliopsida; Alismatales; Araceae. The record is from the annotation of a GenBank genome assembly.
AUGGAGCGGUCGCUAUGGUUGAGGGCGACAAUUUUGAUGUGCUGUUUCUUUGUGGCCCCGGGGGUGAGAGGUAAUUAAGCACAUCUCUUGCCCUUCUCCCUCCAUCUCUUUCUCAUUUCCUCUCCUAUGUCGACUUGGGCAUAGUGCAAGUUUUUUCCAUGUUACUUCUAUGAUCAGUGACCAAGUUUUAACGGAAAAUGUUGAAUCGCGAAGAACUACCGCGGUUUAAGAUGCUCCGAGCUUUCGAUCUCUAUUCAGACUGGUGUUGUGUGGUCAAAGUAGAGAGACCUGUGCAAAGGCAUCGAACCAUAAGCUUAUCAAUUGAUCUUAGAUCUUUGAUUAUAUGUUUGAUUUCAGUAGGAAAUAGUACAAUGCUUAUGCAAAAAGUAUUUAUGUUUGGGAUAGAGGACUGACCUUCCAGAGAGCCAGCUUGACCAAAAUAAGAGAUGGAUAAUAGUCGUGAGUGCCAAACAUGAAAGUUGGGGAUUACUCAUCGUUCUGUUUCCAAUAACAUUUUAAUAAAUGCGUAAUGAAAAUAAGGUUUAAACUUUUGGGUUUGAAUGAGCUUCAGGUACUUAAGAAUCAAUCAGGAUUGCAUUGGCAACGUGAUUUAAUUUAUUUCUACCAGUUCAUUGAUGGAACAACUUGGCCAUCUUUUCGUCCAUUGAUAGUUAAGAAAAGUUGAUAUUUCUAUGCUGGGAGCUAUCUGCAACAAAAACCUUGUGUGUUCUUGUGAGGGUGGAACUACUUUUACCUCCAUGUUAUUUUAAACGAGCUGACUGCAUGUUGUAGCACAUGUUUGGGAAAAUGUGGGGGCGACAUCUGGUUGACUCCCGAUGUCAACCAGUUGUCAUAACACAUACGACCGACCUGAAUCUGGUACCUGUCUGACCACAAUGUACCUCCCUAGCUACACUAGGAUUACCCAAUACUUUCAUUUCGAUUCAUUUUAGGCAAUAUGAAAAUGAAACGAGGUUGCUUAUAACAUGACUUCUUUUCCAGAUAGAUGAGGGAAAGUAAGUGACUUCAACUUCUACAUAAAAAGCUAAAAGUGCAAAAGAAGAAUAAAUUUUCCAUGAGAAAUGGCGUGUUUUGAUAAAGGCUCAAAAUGGGAGUACAUCCCCUUUUCGGGCUUUCAUGUGCACGAUUCAAUGUCUGCACUGCACUCUUGGUGAUUAUACCCAUGAAAUACUUUCUUUGGAUUUUAAUAUUUAUGAUGUUUUUUGGUGACAGAUAUUAAAGUCAGGAAUAAGGACUAUUCAGAUAUUUACAAUCACACUCUUGCUACAAUACUUGUGGAGUAUGCCUCAGCAGUGAGUUUCUUCACAAGGCUUGGGCGCAUAUUUGCGCAUUUAUUUUUCUUUUAAUUGAUAAAUAUAGCCACAGCUUCUUUUCGUCGGACUGACUUUGUCUAAGUUUCGUUAACCCCAAUAUUAUUAUGAUAAUUUUGAUUACCCCAUAGAUAUUUACUAGUUACCAAAUAAAUUUCUGACCUAAAAUUGUACUCAGAUGUUUCCAAACUUCUCUUCCAUCUUGCAGGUGUACAUGUCAGACCUGACUGAACUGUUUACCUGGACUUGUUCGCGUUGUAAAGAUAAAACGGAGGUACCUUUUGUUUUCCUCGUUUUAAAUCGGUUAAUUUAUGAGCAACUAUCUUAUGUUUCUAUUCAGUGAUGUGCCUUUUCAAGCAAAAUAUUUUUGGUUCCCAUCUGUCUUAUGGAUUUUAUUGAUUUUUUUCUCUGGACAGGGUUUUGAAAUCAUUGAGUUGAUUGUUGAUGUUCAAAACUGUUUACAGGUAAUUUGAUUCUUGGCAUUAUUAAUGCAAACAAUAAACGCCACUCAUCAUAAUAAAUAUCCGCUUGUCAUAGUAUCUCACAUAAUUAUCCUUUCUGUUGCAGGCUUUUGUUGGAAUAGCUGAGAAUCUUAACUCUAUCGUAAUUGCAUUUAGGGGUACUCAAGAACACAGGUAGAAAUAAAGUGUUAAAUUGUUAUAUUAUCGUAAAAUGUUGAAAUAUAUCUAGCACGUGUAAAAUGGUGACAAUUUUGUAUUAAAAUAAUUUUAAUGUGAUUCUCUAUGGGAUAUUUUCAGUUUCCUUUUUGACGGCAACAACCUUUGGCAGACUAAACCAAUUCCCUUUAUUUGAUGGAAAAAUUCCUCCAAGCUGAUAGAAAGGAAUCAACAUGUCAAAAAUCACAUUCUCAAAGAACCCCCCUCCAAGACAGUCAUAAAAUUUGUAAAUAGGUUAUCUUGUCAAUCUUUCUUCCUUGUGCCCAGAUCAUCUCAAAUGACUUUCAUUUCACUUCAAUCGCGAUUAUUUCCAUUCGAUCGUCUUUGUGCAAUGGUGAUUUGAGAAAAUAUUUUCUGAUCGUGAAUAUUUUAGUUGAUCUAAAAAAUAUGGCUUUUACUUGGUAAGUUAGCACUAUGCUGCUCAACAUGAUUGGCCUGAUUAUUAAGUUGCUGAAUCCUCGUUAAAAUUUUACAUAAAAUGACGGUCACAACGGAUUCCAGAACCUGGUUAUCAUAUUCGCUACGUGUUGAUUAGAUUUGUAUACGCAGAGUGUGGACACAGAGAGAGAGAGAGAGAGAGAGAGAGAGAGAUGCGCGGCUGGCUGGUUGCCAACACCUCAAUGACAAAGAAGAAAAUGAAGGAAAUAGUAGAUGAGAGGCUUGGCUGGGACUUCCUUAAUGAAUAGUAUCUAGGCCUUUACAUCCCUAGCUACUCGGAUUUCUUUUCCUUUAGUCAGGAUUCUAGAAAGCGUCUUGUUUAUUGGAAAGAAAAGGUAUAAGCAGAAAAUUAACUAAUCUCCAGAAUGUACAUUUCAUCUUUGCAUUUUCAGGUCAGAACCAGUUUAUCUUUCUUUUAUUAUGGGGGUAAUUUAGCAUGGUUCCAACCCUUUCAACAGGAAAAAUACUUACAUCAUCGAUUUAUUUGGGAUUUAUGCAUUUAAUGCUUGGAAAAUAUUUUUGGAUAAUUGUGUGGGAUAUUUCUUUCUUUUUAACUUUCUCUUCUCAUACAGCAUACAAAAUUGGAUAGAAGACCUUUUCUGGAAACAACUUGAUCUGAACUACCCUGAUGUUUCUGAUGCUAUGGUCUGUAGCCUCUCUCGUCUCAUUCUUACUAGCACCCGUACGCACCUUUAUUAUACAUGUUCAUGUGAUCCUUUUUUUAUCCCUCUCAGGUGCACCAUGGAUUUUAUUCUGCUUAUCAUAAUACAACACUACGCCCUGGGAUUCUGACUGCUGUGCAAAGAGCCAAGAAGAUCUAUGGGAACAUUGGCAUAAUGGUUACCGGGCAUUCAAUGGGAGGAGCCAUGGCUUCCUUUUGUGCGCUUGAUCUCGCUGUAAAAAUCGCUUAACUUCCAUUCAUAUUCGAUUGUUUCUUCAUUGUUUAUCUCGUAUAUGCACUGAUUGCUUUCCUUCAAGAGCUUUGUUGCUUUCUGGAUUGGUUUAAGCAGGUGGGUUCUUAGAGUCGAUAACCAGUGGACCUCUGCACUUGAAUGGGCCCAGUUUUACUAAUUCUGGCAUAUCCAUGAAAUAUUUCUUUUCCUGGAUUAACUGCUAUCUUGAGUAUUCGCUCCAAACUGGAUCGUUACUUACUAAUUCUCUAUAGAAAACCGCGUCAUAUUCUCCUGUCUAACUCCAAUCCAUGGCCUAGGCAUCGGACGUGUUGAACCACGGCUUGUACUUUGAUGCUAGUGUUUACUUGUGCCAGCGUAUCUCGCUCUGUUUGACUUUGCCCAGCAUACGGUUGACCUUCUGUUGGUUUUUGAUUUAACGUGGCUCGGCGAUCCUUUAAACUGCACUACUCUUUUCCCGAGCCCCAGCUCAUCGUGAUGUUUCUCGCUCUCAGCUAGUGUUUAUUUGACUUUGACUUUGCCCAGCAUGCGGUUGACCUUCUGCUGGAUUUUGAUUUAACGUGGCUCUGCGAUCCUUCCUACCCAGGUCAACCUUGGUGAGGUCAACGUUCAGCUCAUGACAUUUGGACAACCACGGAUCGGCAACGGCGUUUUUGUUUCGUACUUCAAGAGACACGUACCGAAGGCUGUCAGAGUGAUCCAUGAACGUGACAUAGUCCCACACUUACCGCCCUACUACACCAUGUUCCCCCAGAAGACGUACCAUCACUUCCCGAGAGAGGUAACACCCAGCUAGCUGUUCUCGUCAAGCUGGCGGGUUCUGCUGAGUAUAUUUCAGUUGCCCUAACAAUAUACACAGCCAUAUAUUAUAAACACGUUUAAAACUUGGUGAUAAAAGAGGAAAUAAUUAUUUUUUUUAUUUUAUUCUAUUUUUGGAUCUGUCUGGAAAGAGGUAAACAGAUUUGGAAACCCUUUUUAUAUUUAUAAUAAUUUCCGCAUAUUGGUGCAUAAAUAUGUUUCAGUGUUCAUCGAGCUGGAGUUGGAAUCACAUGAUUUCCAUGUAAAUUAUUAUUGCAUCUGAUUAUUUAUUUAUAGCAAGCUGCGACAUGAUUUCAGGUGUGGCUUUACAAUAUAGGCUUCGGCAGCCUCGUCUACCGGGUGGAGAAGAUCUGCGACGGCUCCGGGGAAGACCCAUCGUGUAGCAGGUAUGGGGGAAGAAGCCCCCCGCGGCUCCUGUCUCACCUUUUCUCUCAUCUUUUCCUCCCCCGUUAUUAUCUCCCAUUAUCUUCUCUCUCAUCCUCUCCCUCCUCUGCUCUCUCUGGCUCACCUUCUCUCUCAUCUUUUCCACCCCGUUAUCAGCUGCCACUACCUUCUCUCUCAUCCUCUCUCUGUCAUCUUUCCCCACGUCUUGUCUCUCUGGCUGACCUUCUCUCUCAUCUUUUCCCCCCGGAGUUAGCUGCCAUUAUCUUCUCUCUCAUCCUCUAUUAUAUCUUUCACACCGCUUGUCUGUCUGGCUCACCUUCUCUCUCAUCUUUCCCCCCCUUAGUAGCUGCCACUAUCUUCUCUCUCAUCCUCUAUUAUAUCCUCUCUCUCAUCUUUUGUCUCUCUGGGUCAAGGUCCGUUCCCGGCACCAGCAUCGCCGACCACCUGAUGUACUUCGGCGUCGAGCUGGAGGCCGCCACGUGGGCCUCCUGUGGAAUCGUGAUGAACCCAGGAACGGUCGGCUUCCGGGCAGACACCGACGGCAACCUGGUCUUCUCCAGAGACCCUGCAGCGGCCCUCCGGCAAUACAGGGCGGCGCCCGCGGGCUCCGCCGCUACCGCCUAA